ACUAAUGAGUUUACUUAAAACCAGAGCAUUUACCCAAAUUUCUCGACUUCCCACCCUCAUUAGUAACUCUGCUGAUUCCACUCGGCGCCACCCUCGCGCAACCCCCCAGACAGUCACCACACCAGCCAGCCCACGCGGCUCAGAGUUCCUCCAUCGUGGACAUCCGCUGUUUGGCAAUGGCCGUUCUUAGGUCUCAGAAAUGGGGCUAUGUCCGAAUCAUCGUCGGAACCAUUCUCGGCGGCAUUCUCGGCUUCUACGUCAUGGACCGCGUCGACAAAAGCUACAAGGAGAAAAUGAAUGAGGAAUUGAAAAGGUACGAGGCCGAAUUGAAGAAGAGGGAGAAGAAGAACCAGCUCGAAGAAUCCCUAUAGCUCUGCAUUUUCCUUUUACAGUUUGUUCUUUGUUCUUUUUUUGUUCCCUGUUUGGUUGGCGAGAAAAUCUGUGAAAAAUAAAGAAGUAAAUUAUCAAUUUCACUUCUUUUAUAUGACGAGAUUCCGAAUUAGCCUUGUAAGCUAUCAAGUUUUGAUCUUACAUUUUCUUACAAAAAAUAAA
Morus notabilis is the source of this 552-nucleotide messenger RNA. RefSeq lists its product as uncharacterized. The record is from RefSeq and is a predicted model, not a curated record. Bases 177 to 371 code for a protein of 64 amino acids. Lineage: Eukaryota; Viridiplantae; Streptophyta; Magnoliopsida; Rosales; Moraceae. The transcript has 2 exons.